Messenger RNA from Hydra vulgaris (swiftwater hydra), 1628 nucleotides. RefSeq names its product E3 ubiquitin-protein ligase RNFT2. The record is from RefSeq and is a predicted model, not a curated record. Gene Ontology annotation, biological process: positive regulation of ERAD pathway. Lineage: Eukaryota; Metazoa; Cnidaria; Hydrozoa; Anthoathecata; Hydridae. Gene Ontology annotation, molecular function: ubiquitin protein ligase activity.
UUUAUUUAGUUUAAAAAUAUGAUAGAGGAAAGUUAUUUGUUUUGUUAAUAAAGAAUAUCAAACCGAAAUAUACUUCACUUUUGAUGGCUUUUUCAAUUUUAACAAAGAGCAGUUUUGUAAUAAAUUAUGGCUAUCAAUAAUCUGACUUAUACUGAGAAUUCACGUGAAAAUAAUAUCUCAUCAAUUAUUAGUUUUAGAUCAACUCCUCUUCUUAGGGGAUCCCAUUUUCGUUCAGCUUCUUGGUCACAUCAAAAUAUAAGUACUGUUCCAAGAUCAGCAAUGGAAACUAUCUUUUCCCCUAUGCGAGUUAUUCAACAGUUUCAAGCCAGUACAGCAGUUACAAACUCUAAUAGAGGAGGGGUUUCUCAAGCUGUAAAUUCAAAUCAUAUGCGAACAAGAAGCGAAGCUGGGAUGCUUACCAGGAAUUCAAGUUCUGUUGAAAUUGAUAUUGGUGGUGAUUUACCUGAUCAACCCUCAGACUCUACAACAAAUAGAACUCAGGAUCAUAUGGAGUUUUUAGGAACUAUUUCUUGGUUGGAAAAAGCGUUACCUUUUUGUUUGUUAGUUCUUAGUCGAAUUAUGUGGGAUCAUAGAUUAGGUAUUUUGGUUUUAGUUGGGCUUUUUGGAACUUUCUUACAUGUCAAUAACUCAAUAAAAAAUCAAGUUGGACUAAAAGAGAAGCGCUUGAAUCAUGUUUGCCUUGGUAUAUUCCUUUUCUUAGUUAUGAAUAUUUUCUUCAUAUAUUUUGUAUUCAGUGCACAACAUCUUGAGAACUGUUUGCUUCUUAAAAAAGCAAGUUUUACAAAGCUUGACUUGUGGACAGUUUUAUGGGCAGUUGGAAUAACAGAUUUUGUUGUGAGAUUUGCAACCAUGGCUUUAAAAUGUAUUUUGAUUGUUACUCCGCGAAGGAUUGUUCAUUUUCGAAUGCGUGGAAAAUAUUUUUUAAUUAUUGAGAAUAUAUCUCAAUUAUACAGAACUCUUCUUCCUUCACCUCAUUGGUAUGCAUUUUUUACUGAUUACAAUGCUGGAGGGGAAUACUUUGCUGUUAUAUCAACAAUUCUUUAUAUUCUACUUAAGCUACGUAUGUUGUUUGUUAAAGGUAAAGAAGUGCUUGAUUCACUCAGGUGUUUCUGGAAAGAUACACGUUACGGUAAAACUCCAUCCAAAGAGCAACUCAUUGAAUUCGGUGAUUCUUGCCCUAUAUGUCAAGAAGAAAUGGAUGAUCCCAUUGAACUAAAUUCCUGUAAACAUAUAUUUUGUGAAGAUUGCAUUGUAAUGUGGUUUGAUCGCGAAAGAACAUGUCCAAUGUGUCGCGCAAAAGUUGCAGAUGAUCCUUUAUGGAGAGACGGAAGCACCCAGGCAUUUGUUCAGGUUUUUUAAUUAUGAGCUUGUUAGAGCUAAUGAUUUGAUGGAGCUAAUAACUUCAAAUGAUUUAUUACAAUAAGCAAUUAUAGUAUAAAAUAACCUCUAUACAUAUUAAACUAGUUACAAAUAGAUUCAAAUAUAUCUUUUUUUAUAAUACUUUGUUUCAAUAUUAUAUGCUUCUGAAGCAUUAUAUCUGAUGUUGUCACUUUUUUUUUUAACAAGUGAAGUUUAUAAAAAAAUCUCAAUGUAAUUGUAACUCUAUG